AUGACACAAUCGAAAGCUCACGAGAUGGCAGUUGAGCAAACAAUAAAUGUUUGUAGGCUCAACAGCCGUUCAGAUAUGGUAAAGUCAAUACUAGCAUCGUCAACCUUCAGCGACUCGAAAGAUGUUGUAGCAAAGAUGAUUGUGGAGCAAAAUAAUUUUCGAGGAGGUUAUAGAGGCAGCAAUAACUACAGAUAUUACAAUAACAACUUUAGGUUUAACGGCAAUUCAAAUAGACACAGCGGCAAUACUAGCUAUCGAAACAAAAAUCAGAAUAGGAAUAAUAGUUUCAGUAAUAGACGAAAUAACUACAAUAAUAGUAACAACAGUCAGGCUUCAAGCAGUAGAAAUAACAAUCAAACGCGUUCAAAUAUACGAAAUUCUGCCAAUGUUCGGUCUAUAAACGCCGAAGCCCCUCAGGCGCGAACACUGGGGGAGCUAGACUUAAACAACUAA
Messenger RNA from Rhagoletis pomonella (apple maggot), 453 nucleotides. RefSeq lists its product as uncharacterized. The record is from RefSeq and is a predicted model, not a curated record. Bases 1 to 453 code for a protein of 150 amino acids. Lineage: Eukaryota; Metazoa; Arthropoda; Insecta; Diptera; Tephritidae. The transcript has a single exon.